Messenger RNA from Gongylonema pulchrum, 207 nucleotides. Lineage: Eukaryota; Metazoa; Nematoda; Chromadorea; Rhabditida; Gongylonematidae. The record is from the annotation of a GenBank genome assembly.
AGAUGGAACCAAACUGCCUGUUUCACCGGAUUUCACUGCGUUCUUUGAUGGCGAAAUUGCCCGAUUAACAAUUAGUCGAAUGAGUGAACAGAAAAGCGGCUUGUUCAAGUGUACAGCAAAGAACGAUUAUGGUGAAGUAGACUGUUCAGCAAUGGUCACAUUUGAGCAUUCUGGUUCGUCAUUUUUUCCAAAAUUUUUACCGUAAUU